GAGUUGGUUAAGUUCACCAUACGACCUUUUCUUUUUCUGUUUCCAAUUUUGAUUUCUUUGUAAGCUUGUCAAAAAAGGCGAGGUUUCGCUCAUAUGUUUUUUUAAAAAAUAUUCCGGUCGAUUGAGCGGGCCAUCAACUAUGUACUGUUGUAUGCAUUUCGCCUCACAAAUAAGCGACACGUGGCCAGACUGCUGGGAACCAUGCAGCGGAUAGACACGUGGCCAAGCAGGACCGAUCCGUCGGCUGACCCAUCUGCCGACCCAUUUGCGAGCCGUCCUUUCGAUCGACCCAUCCAUUCAUUGGUAACGAGAGAGAGUGGAGGGAGUARGGCGUGGUAUAUAUACAGUCCUGAGGGCCACAAGUUGCGCUCAAAGCCUGCGCUGGAAACGCUCUUGGAACAGCCGCAGUAUGCGGGCUUGAAUAAGGACGACUUCUGUUUUAGCUUAGCAAAGAUUGUCCAUGAUUUCCAGUUGAAACCGGAUUGGGUUGUAGAAGCCACAGGGAUAAAGAGGGAGGCAUUGGAGUGGAUGUGUAAUGAUGACCCUGGGGCGCCGCUACCAGUGCUUGAUGACGGACCCAGCCCAACUGGAAGGAAAACGUCAGCUGAAAAGCAGAAGGUCCCAGGACAACAGAAAGUGAAAAAAAUUCCGGCUGUAACUAUGCAGCCCCUUGGAGGAGUUGCUAUUUCACAGGAAACCACGGUGGGUGGACUUGGGCCUACACCCACCAAGCUCUCGACCGAGAAAGGCAGUGGAGGUGCAUCCGCGAUCAUGAAGCACCCUGUGGAGAGGGUGGUCGGAGGCGGAUCUUCUCUGGUGAAAUCUCCCAUCGGAAGGGCAGGAUCUUUGCCUGCUAUGCUGAAAUCACAUACAGAAAAGGGAGGAAGUGGACCUGCAUCUGUAAAGCCACCUAUGGUAAGGCCAGGAGGUGGUGGGGCUGCGUUGAUGAAGCCACUGACAAAAACACCGGGUGUUCGUUCGGUGGCCCCUAUGAACACAAUGACUGAAAAAGCAGGUGACGACACACUGACAAAAACAACGGGUGUCGGUGUGGUGGCCCCCAUGAACACAACGACCAGAAAAGCAGGUGACAACACUUCUUUGCCAAUAAGUUUGCCAGGAAUGAAGAGCAUUGGGAAUGAUGCUGUCAAAGGAGUGGAGAGAUUGGGUGGUGUCGUAGGUGUUUCAGCGAAGCUGGCUGUGGAGAGGGUGAGUGAAAGUAUAUCUGCUGGACCAUCCAAGAUGUCACCAGAGAAGGUAGGCGGAGCAGGGGCUGAAUUGACGUUACAAGCAAAACCAGCUAUUGGAGUUGGAGGGAGUGGUCAGGUGCUUCCUGUGGACUCACCCACUGAAAAAGUAGUUGGAGACGGUGCUUGUCCUUCCAAGUUGCUUGGGGAAGGACAACGGACACCUGCAGGAGAUGCACCUUCAAGGUCAUUUGCUGAAAAACUGAUUGGACAAGCUGCACAAGUAAAGUUGGCAGUUGAGAGAGUGGGUUCAGCACCAUUGUCCGUCUCAAAGCCAGGUGUCUUGAGCAAAGGAGCUUUGCUGGCCCAGCUGCCUUUGCAAGCAAAGAAGUUACCUGCAUCAGGGAAAAGUCCAGGAGACAAAGCGGGUGGAGGGUCAUCUGCAAAGGGAAGUUCACUCCUGGUGCGUUCGAUUAGUCCAAAGGUCCCAACGAACAGGCCAACAACAGUUGCAGAAGUUCCAGGGAAGUCAUUGACACACAGAGCAGGCACAGUUGAAGCUGCUGCGGCAGAGGAUCAAGGGAAGCUGCUGUUGGACAAACCAGGCACAGGGGAAGCUCUCCCUGCUAAGGCAAGUGCUCGUCCUUCCAAAGAGGUGUCACAUCCUGCGUCUCCAGUGAUCUGCAGGGAAUCUGAGAAAAACGUGAGCAAUGAUGGUGGGAGCUGUCCUCCUCAGAUACCUGACGCCGAGCAAGAUGUGGUUGCUAAAAUAGAUAGGGUGAUAGAUACUAAAGGGCAGAAGGAUGUCACAGCUGGUGUGAUGAGGGCAGAGGGAAGUCAAAUACCCCCAACGGAUGUUUCACCAUCAUUUGACCGAGGUGAAGAGGAAUUGCAGGUGCAAGAGGGAGUGCAGCAGUAUGCCUUGGUCAAUGCUAACGGAGAGGGAAAUCAGCCAUCAGCUGCCGUUUUAGUUGACAGUGAAAAAGGGGAAGCUUUAGAUGGGGCCCAGCCUGAGUUGCAUGGGGCAGCAGGUUUGAUGUCAGUGAAUGAUGGCGUGCAGCUGUCUAAGGCUCCUUCCACAGAGUGCGAAAGUCCAGUGGCAGUGAAGCCUCAAACCGCAAAGAUGGCUACAGUUACCGAGCCUGACGACAAUCACACUGAAAAGAGUGUGGUAGUGAAGGCUGCAAAGAAACUGGUUAAGACAAAGGGGGAGCUUGGUAAGGUAGUGCCCAUGAAAACAAAAACUCUGAUGGCCAAGACAGGGGAGAAAUUGGUGAAGAUAGAUGGAAAGUUGGUAAAAGUAAAGACAGGUGGAUUGCUGAAAGAUGGGUUUUCGAAGGACAAGGGAAAGACAAUUGUUGAGUCCAGGGCAGAUAAGCAUAUUGAAGAUCCAAACAAGCUGGGGUCUUUGGUAGACACGUUGAGAGAGAGAACCCAAGAAAGCAAGCAGGGAGCUGUGAGAAGCAAGGAAUUUCAGAGUGGAAAUGUUCAGGAAGGAAAUGUGAUUGCUGACGGAAGUCCGCAGACAAAUAAGCAAGACGGAAGGUGCUCAGAGGUCGACGUACCAGCUGGGAGGACAGGAAAGCUGGUGGUUGAUGUUGACGAGGAAAAUGGCUGUGAAAUUGUAGGGGCAAGCAACAUGAGCGCCAGAGUGUCAGGAGGUGAUCAACAGGGUCUCAUCAGCCAGGAUUGUUUGGUUGAUGGUGUUAGAGGCAGUGUGGAAAAUGCGGGUGAGGUGGAGGGGAAAUGUGCAGUAGAUGAUCUGUUGUCGAGCCAGGUGAUGAAUGGGGCUGUAAAGAAGGACGCAACAGGUGCCUCUUCGGAACCUGUAGUCGAUGCCGAGAUGUUUGCUAUGGCGCAACUUGUGGAGGCAGAGGACGUAUCAGGGUCCCUUGAAGACUUUCUUAUCUGUAAUGUGGAGGGAAAGUUGUUGUCCAUGGAUAACAUCAAAGAGCACUUUGAUUCCCGAGAAUCUUCUCAGCAAAAGCAGGACCUUGCUGGUCACCCUGAUAUCAUGGUAGUGGGGAAUGUGCCCCAGGGGAUUGCCGUUAAAUUGAACGGAGUGGCUGCGUAUAUGCUUGGAAUUGAAGACCAGAAAGUGCUGCUUUACCUACUCUUAGAUGGCAAUAGAAGAAUCGAACUUGGGGAGCCGGAUUCGUCAUACAGACCUCUAAUGAAGAGGGUGGAUAUCUUCAGAAAUCUGGUGAUGUUCAUGAAAAGUGGCGAGGAAUCACCAGAUUAUGACACAUCUCUGCAGUUCCUCGAGCAGCACAUUGGGGCUACGAAGGAGGAUGUGGUGUCUUCUGUACCGUUCAUUGAGGCACACCUGAUCGAUCCCUCACUAGAACAGAAUAUGGUAGUGAAGCGGAUUCGCAAGGAGUAUCGCACUUUGCAGGAGGAACAGCUGAAGAGAGAGAAGGCGAGAAGGGAGUACCUCUCUGGAAAGGGGAAGCUGAAUGCGACUCAGCCAGCAAAAGUCCCUGCCCGAAAACCUCCAAAGAAUGUUGAUUCGACGGUUACUGAUGCUUCCCUAUCAGGUUUGAAGAAAGAACCAUUGAAGAAAGUAAGUGCGAUUGUGGAUGCUGCUCCUGUGUUAGACAAGCCGAAGAUGAAGUUAAAGCGUGCAGAUUCGAUGGAUUCUUUCAUCAACGAUGAUGAAUCGAGUGACGAUAGUGAAUGCAUGGAGGGUCAGGAAUCUGACGAGGACGAGGACGGUGGACCAAAUGAUUGUUGUGCAAUUUGUGACGAUGGUGGCGACCUCGUAAGCUGUGAUGGAUGCUGUAUGAGGUGGUUCCAUGGUUCGAAAAAGUCGGGAGAAGAUUCGGACUGUCCAACCCUUGUCCUCAGUGCAGCUCUUCUACGGAAACAAGAGUUCAAGUUUGUGUGCGGGAACUGUCAAUAUAAGAGGCAUCAAUGUUACGUGUGCAAAAAGCUUGGGAAUUCAGACGACAGUGACCCAACUACCCAGGAGGUCUUCCAAUGCGAUGCAGCCUUAUGUGGGCAGUUCUACCACAUGUCUUGUGUGGCGGCACAGCUAAAGAAGAGCAGCGCUGAUUUGCUCGAGAUGAAAAACCUUGGGCAAUUCUCAUGCCCCCUUCAUGAAUGUCAGAAAUGUGGCGGGAUUGAAGGCGAGAAUGACUUCUCUGAGCGAUUGGCCAAGUGUCGAAGGUGCCCCAAAGCAUGGCACGUUAAGUGCAUACCAAAAGAACUUCCAGUCACAGGAGGCACUGGCAAGCAACGUGUUUGGGGAGCGAAUGAAGAUGAGAGAGGACUACCUUUGCUUCUGUAUUGCAGGGCCCAUCCUCUCGAUCGAGAUUUGGGGACACCAGACAGGAACCACAUCACAUUCGCAACAGCACCAGCAGUGAAGAAGAAGUUACUGCCUCUGAAACCUAAGGGGACCAUCUUAAAGCCCAAACCAAAGUUGUCGCGACCUGUUGAAGCAACCUUAGGUACAGACAGUGAUUCAAGUCUGCCACACGGAGGAAGUGAGCAGCCUCAUAAUGCUCAAAAGGGUUCUCCAGCAGGGGAAACUGCAGUCAAACCUGUAAAUAUACAGGCGAAGGAUCGAAAGAGGACAACACGUAAAGUAAGCUGGGGGAUUUCAUCGGAUGAUGAAUCUCAAGACGGAAAGGUAGACAAUGCUCAGAAUGGUAAAUAUUCUUUCGGGAUGUUGGAAGAGCAUACCGGAAGUGUUGCUUUAGAAGAUGGUGGUGCAGAUGAUGCAACUGCAAUUGCUAGAAAUGAAAGUGAAAUUUCCGGGAGCGCAGGAGCUGUCAAUGCAACUGGGGAAGGUGUUCCAAACACCCCAACCUCGGAGGCCUUGUCGGUGCCUCCAGAGACAAGAGUCAAGAAAAGGCGAAUGUCAGAAGGAGAGAUUCUGCAGAAAAAGCAGGUGGCGAAACUUCAAGCACCAGCUGUGGGGAAGAUGGAGAGCCUAAAGCCGAAGGUAAUUGGGGAGUCUCUGCCGAAGAAAGGGAUAAAGCGACCAGCGAUGGACGAUUUCCCUGCUCCUCCACAAAAACGUCAGCAGCCCGAGUUUUCGAAAGCUGAGGUUGAGGAGAGUGUAAUGCAGGUAAUAGCUGAGUCGGAGAAGAGAGUUACAGAGCAAUCGGUUAAGAGUGAGCUGGUGGUCCCGAGUUGUUACGCAGACAACUCAGCUUUUACCACCAAGAAAAUCCGUACACAGAGGCAAAUUGAAAGCAUCCUUGCGGCUGUGAAGAAGGCAGUGGAUGCAGUGAAGAGGGGUGCGCCAGUCGAAACUGUCAAGCAAAUCUGCAAGCCAGAAUUUUUGACUGAUCUUGAUAAGGCUGGGACAUACCUCCGUGUCUAUUUGGCCCCUUUCCUCCAUGGUUCCCGGUACACUUCUUUCGGCAGACACUUCACGCAGGUGGACAAGUUAAGAGAGGUUGUUUCCAGGCUACAGUGGUACAUGGAAGAUGGAGACAUGCUCGUGGAUUUCUGUUGCGGUGCAAAUGACUUCUCGACGCUGAUGUUUGAAAAGCUAACCGAGGUUGGAAAAUCUAAAUGUCAGUUCAAGAACUUCGACAUAAUGCCACCCAAGAAUGACUUCAAUUUCACGCAACACGACUGGCUCAAGGUGAAACUUCAUCAGAUUCCAGCAAGUGGGGACAGACUGAUAAUGGGUUUGAAUCCACCAUUUGGUGUCCGGGCAAAGCUGGCGAACACUUUCAUUUCGCAUGCCCUGCAAUGGAGGCCCAAGCUUGUUGUUCUGAUUGUUCCGAAGGAAACAAGAAGCCUAGAGGGCAACGGCUACAAGCUUGUUUGGCAGGACACAGAACUGCUUUCUGGACAUUCUUUCUAUCUUCCUGGGUCAGUCGACAAAUCUGAUAAUCAAGUAAGCCAAUGGAAUGUAUUGGCGCCACCGCUCUACCUAUGGAGCCGAGAAGACCACUAUGAGAAGCAUGUUGAAAUAGCGGUGCAGCAGAAGCACCUUGUCAGAGUAGACACUGCACCGCCAGUCGUACCGUCCCCGACGAUGACCCCUGUCAAUAACUCGUUGCCAACACCGCAAGUGCCCGCCCAUCCAAUCGCUCCCGCUGCCACUGUUCUUUCUCCUCAAGGACCCAUGCCCCCUGGAAAUCCCCAUGUUGAUAAAGAGUCAGCGUUGAAUAAACCACCACCUCCGCCGCAGGUCAUGGCAGUGUCUCCUCUUGUACAGGAUACUGACAAUCCAGAAAUCAAGGUGGAGUCUGGGAGAAAACAUGGUAAAAGAGGGAAAUUCAAUAAGAGGAAAGCAGUGCAAGGAGUUGAGGAUUUCAGACAAGGGGUUUUCACAGCACCUGAUGAAAGGCAGAGGCCAGCAGAGAUGGAGAGGGAGAGGGCAAAUGAAGAGAUAGAGCUGCAGAUGCAGAGGGAGAGGGAGAAGGUCAGAGAGGAGAUGGAGAGGAGGGAGAUGGAGAGGAAGGGAAGGGAGGGGAGUCAGAGGAUGGAGGAGGAGAUAAGGAGGGAAAGGGAAGAAAGCGAGGGAAGAGAGAGGAGAGAGGAUGAGCGUGAGAGAAGGGAAAGGCCGUCGGGAAGAAUGUUGGUGGAGGUGGAAAUGUAUGAUGCUAGGGAACAGAGGGUGGACGCAUAUGAUGCGAGGGAACGGGAUCUUGACAGUUAUGAGAAAGCGAGAGAGGUUUUGAGAGCGCAAAUAGCAAGGGACAGGGAGGAAAAGGAGAGGAGGGAAGAGGAAGCAAGGGGAAGGCUGCAAGAGAGAGGGGUGUUAGUGGAGGUGGAUAUGUUUGAUUCCAGGGAACAGAGGUACGACGUAUGGGAGCGCAACGGUUAUGAAGCUCCACAGCAACAAGCUUUGGAUCGUGGAUUUGAAAGGGGUGGGAACCCUCAUUUCCCUCCUGCCCAAGGAGGCGGUGCCAUGGUGAGUGGGCCGACGCCUCUUCAUUCUGGGCAUCUUUCAUUGCCUCAUUCUCAGCAGCAGCAGCAAUUACCACCACGUAUUGAUUCACCGCUUGGUAUUGUGCGCGGUGGUGGUGUGAAAGCGAAUGAUCAGUGGCGGAUGGAGGAAAGGGAAAGGGAAAGGGAAAGGGAAAGGUUGCAGAUGGAGGAAAUGGAAAGGGAACGGUUGGAAAGGGAAAGGGAGAGGCUGCGAAUGGAGGAAAGGGAAAGGGAAAGAUUGCGAAUGGAGGAAAGGGAAAGGGAAAGGUUGCGGAUGGAGGAUAGGGAAAGGGACAGGCUGCGGAUGGAGGAAAUGGAAAGGUUGCGGAUGGAGGAAAGGGAAAGGGAAAGGGAAAGGUUGCGGAUGGAGGAAAGGGAAAGGUUGCGGAUGGAGGAAAUGGAAAGGUUGCGGAUGGAGGACAUGGAAAGGUUGCGGAUGGAGGAAAGGGAAAGGGAAAGGUUGCGGAUGGGAGUGGAAGUUCACCGGCACGAACAUCCCAGCUGGAUCAGAGGGCCUGCAGGUCUCGCUCUUAACAUAGGGCCUCACAUGGGUCCGAACGGGGGCGCAGGAAUUUUGGGAAGCCCUGGUGCAGGGGCAUAUCCUGGCCGGAUGGAACGAGGCGGCGAGGGUUUUGUGAAUAAUAGAGAUCCACUGAUAAGCCCCCAUGGAGGAGGACCUGUAUAUCCUGGCAGAAUGCAAAGAAUGGGUGAAGGGUUUUGUAGCAUGCCUUCUGAUGUGCUUGGAAGCCCUCACGGAAGAAUGUACCCUGGCAUCCUCGGGAACAUCGAAGGACGUGGCAUCCCUCCUGGGCCUGGUGUUCAUCCACCUGGCCCUCGCUUGAUGGACCGACAACAACCAUCCCCUCUUGGUGGCCCUGGUGGCAUUCCCCCAAUGCAAGGUCCAGGUUCCGGGGGGGGCUACAUAUCAAGGGGUGGAUGGUUGCACGACUGACACAUGUGUUGACUCAUUGGAGGUACGGGUAGGUGAUCUGCUGCGGAUGUGAUCACGAAACAGCAGAGGAGAAUUCAAGGUCUUGGAUAGGUGGGUAGGUGGGUGGUGUGGAUUUGACACAUGCAAUGGUGGAGGAGAAGUCAAGUCAAUGGGAUGUCUGCAUAUCCACAGAUGGUAUUGUCAGCUUGCUGAGAAAUGGGUCUGCUCGACACAAAGUUUCGGUACUCAGCACAAGGAUGGUAGACAAAGUGAAGCAAGCGCAGUCUUCACUUGAUCUUCACGGCUUUUGUUUUGACACCGUGGUAGUAGCUCUUGGUAUCUAUGUAUGUUAGCUGUUUGGAACUAAGCUGUAGAAAUGGGUACUGUAGUUUCAUCUAGGAAGGUGGUUUUGUGGUUCAGCUGUGCAGACAGUCAAUCAACUUGUCCUGGGGCAGUCGAGGUCUGAUUUUUCACAGGAGCUGAAGAUUUGUUUCUUACUCUCCAAUUCAUUGCAGCAUAACAGUUUUUUUAUUCAAAAUGGCUGGGAGUCCUACUUCAUGCAUACGCUCCUGUCCCUUCCUACCAUAACACUUGACUCGUGUAUAACUUAAUUAUAGCAUCUUCCCUCGAAUGAGCUGCCAAAAUGUCGAGUCAAAUUAGCCUGCCAGUAUUAUAUAUACACCCUUGGACUGGUUAUUUUCCUGGUCUGUGUUUGACAGCUGAAACACAUGUUCCAUGCUCCACUUCCCUCAGUCCGCUCCCUUCCCUCUCCCCUUCAAAGGGUUUUUGAUAACCAUCUUCAAUCAAGAGAAGCGAACGCU
Messenger RNA from Chara braunii, 8837 nucleotides. Lineage: Eukaryota; Viridiplantae; Streptophyta; Charophyceae; Charales; Characeae. The record is from the annotation of a GenBank genome assembly.